GAGGGUGACUCUAUUAUAAAAGGAAGGAUUUACUAAAGUUUUUUUCAUUAUCAACUGAAUUCUGCCACCUUUCUAAACACUGAAAUAGAUUUUAUUUGUGGUGAAAGUUUGAGCCAAGAAUGAUACGCUUUGCAAUUGCCUUACUGGCAAUCGUUGCUGUCGUAGAAGCUAAACAUUUUAGAGGCGGUUCUUUUAGUUGGAAACCCCGGGCUGGCGGAAAGGUUAAAAUAUCAUGGAAAGUAAACUGGAUGAGGUACUACGAGGGCAUGACAAAGUUCUUGUGCACCGAUGAAGUGGCUCACAUUGCAGGCGAGGGAAAUCUCAUCUGUAUGGAAUGCCAGGAAAAAUUAAUAUAUGGAAAAGAACUUGACUUGAAUUGUACUUCAUGGAGUGAAGAAGAAAACUGGACUAGUGGAAUUGGGUCUUUCCUUUAUACACCUGAACCCGGAAUGAAACAAUUUACAUUAUCCUAUCAAGAAUCACAGCUUCCAAACGAGUUCAACUUUAACAGCCAGUGGAUGUCUGAGUUAAAGAACUACGGAGGAGCUGGAAACGCAUGGAGAAUGGUUUCCGUAGUUGAUUUGACAAUUCCAAACUCCUCACCUAAAACAACACAUCCUGCAAUGAUCAGUGUCGUCAAAGAAUGUGGUGAUGUUUCUAUCUAUAUUCCAGUUUCCGAUCAAGAUGACGAUAAAAUCCGAUGUAGAUGGUCCACUAAACCAAACGAGUGCCCGGAUGUUGCCUGUUCUAGAGGAAGAUGCGGAAGGAAUAAAUUAUGUGGCGAUCCUGUUGAAAACGCCGUAAUGGAAGCAAACAGAUGUAAAUAUACAUUCCCUGUAACAGAAAUGGAAGCCGGGUGGUAUGCUGUACCGAUUACGAUUGAAGAUUUCAGACCAGGAGUCACCGGUGCAUUAGAAGGUGGCGCCCUUUCAAAAGUCCCACUCCAGUUUUUACUCAGAGUUGAAUCUAAAGGAGAGUGUAGAUUACUCGAUUUCGGUGAUAACCUUCAAAGGUGCCAUCUCUUGAGACCCGGUGAGCCAUGGAGCUACGAGAUAAAGGCUUACAGUGAGGCCGAAAUGAAAGUUUUGGUUAUUGAGCGUCCGAGUGCAGCAUUCAAAAUUGGUAAAAUGACAAAAUUUGAGGAUUACCAGAGCAGAACAGUUAGUUGGACACCUGAAGAGGAUGACAUUGGAAAGCACUUCAUCCUCUUCCACUCAGUCGAUGUUGACGGGUUCUACAGUUCUUAUGAAACAUUGACACUUUUGGUCAAAAAUAAAUUUCCACCAGGCUUUGGAGAUCCACCAGCAGGCCCACAAAUAAUCAAAGAAGAAUCAUUUCCAAAACCAAUGUCAACCGCUGAGGUCCAAGACAAGUUCUGGAGCAUAAAAUUUGAUUUACCGUUCAACCGGCCCACCAAGCCCGUGUUUAUCAAUAUAAAUGACAUGGCUGGCAAUCCCGUACUACAAAUUGAUGUCUCUGAUAAAAGUCAAGUUGAGGUCGACCCAGAUGACCCCACGAGAAUCCGCUUUCCCAACCAAUACAAACAACUGAUUCCUGGAACUAUGUACUCGAUGGAACCAGAUGAAGGCAUCAAUUUCGUAGAAUGUCUUGACGCAUGUGGAAUGGAGUGCCCUCCUAUCACCACUCCCAAAAUGAAGUGGCUCUUCAGACUCAUGGCGAUCCCUACACCUUCCGUUGACUGUGGUCCAUCAUCAAUGACAGUUUACAUACCAAAACUGUACGUGGACGACAUGAAUCCAAAUCUCUUGCGUUUUAUUGACGCGUGGAGCAAACAUUGCAGAGCCACCAAAUUUAACACUACUCACUACAUUAUGACCACUGAUUUCGAUGAUUGCGGAACCAGAGUUGUGGAGCCAAAGCCAAAGCGUUUGGUAUUCAAAAAUAAAAUUCGAGAUGCACCAAAACCGUAUGGUGGAAAAAAAUCACAAAUUACUAGAGAAAAAAGAAAAUUCCGAAUUAACGUCGAAUGUGAAGUGAAAGGUACGUAUUUCUACGAUGUCACCUUCACACCAAACGAUACACUCAAAGGCAUCCGUCUCACCGGACGAUCAGAGUUGAAGGCUAUGCUGAAGAUGUACAAAGAUGAAGGGUAUGGCACCGAGGUGAACAAGAAGAAAUUACCAUUGCCGGUCAAGAUCAACAAGCGUCUGUAUUUUAGUGUUGAAGGUGUUAAUAGAAAUAAAGAGCUGCAAAUUGACAACUGCUACGCUGUACCAAGAAACAAGCCUCCGGGUUGCAAAGUUAGUCCACAUGUUUUGAUUGAAGAUGGAUGUCCAGUCGAUAGAACAUUACAGAUGGAGCCUUCGAAUGUUCAGUCAGUAAAAAAAUUCUCAGUACGGUCUUUCGCAUUUAUUUACUACGGCCUUUCGGAAGAUGUGCACAUAAGAUGUCAAACCGCCGUAUGUGAUUCUGGAAACGGAAAUUCGAAGUGUGCGAAGCUUGCAUCCAAACAGUGUUCACAGUACGCAAACAGUAAUCCUCUUCGAGGCAAACGUGAUGUUGGCUACACCGAAACAGACGAGCUUGUAGAUGUUAUGCUAGAAGUGAUAGGGUAGACUAACUUCAAACGCAAUGCUCAGGAAAACUGAUUCAGCAGUGAUCUAAACGAUUACAAGCUUAAUAUACUAUUCAUUUUGAAUGAAUAAUUUACCAUCUAUUUAGGCCAAGUUUGAAGACUAUUUAUAAUUUAUGUCAUUAGGGGAAAAUGAUUCCCUGAGUGAGAAGAAUAAUGUAUAUUUGGUAUCAUUGAAUGUGAUAGUAUUUCAGGGCGUAGUUAUUCACAUUGUAAACUUGGGCCUAUUUAUUUAUUAAUUUUGAUUAAUUUUCAACGAAAAGUAAAUCUUGCUUGUCUCUUUUGUGUACUAUUAUGGCUUCAUGAUUAAGAAAUACAAAAAUAGGCCAAGUUGCGUGAUCAGGUUUACAAUACCUCCAUGGUGAAUUCACGCGAAGACAUACUUUUUGUAACAUGAAUUAUGUUAACUUUCAAGAGGAUUUUGUCAGCAAUGGACAUGCUUGUUUUACACUCUUAGUGUAGAUUAUUUAAAAAAAUUUAAAAUAUAUUGUAUAGAGACAUUAAAUUAUUACUUCACUAUGAAUUCAUUCUAUGAAUUGUAAAUAUUAUGCCCAUGUAUUUGCACAAGAUUGUUAACUAACUUCAACAUGCUGACAUUCGUCGCACAGUUAUACAGUACAGUUGAUAUUUUAUUUUAAAAGAGACAAUAUUUUAACUAUAUUCAUAAAUACACAACAUUUUAAAAUUCAUUGUGUUACGUCAUUUGCAUCAUGAUUACGUCAUACGUCAUACUAAUUAUGGUCGCCAACUAUUGGUAACAAAUUAAUUAUUAACGUUUUGAUGUAAACGAAUGAAAGUAUUUAUUGUUCAGAGAGAAGCAAUACAAAAUGACAUAAAGCGGGACAACUCAAUCACAAUAUACAGUAUAGAUAACAAGUUCAUUUCCAUCAAGAGUUAUUUACCGUAUUUCAAAGGUUUCUCAAGAAUUUGAAAUGGAAUUAUAUCUUUGUUUUAAAUUGUAAGUAAAACAUAGGCCUAUUUAUUAUUUAAGGUCAAAAGUUUUGUUAAAUAGCUUGAUUGCAAUUGCCAAUAAAUUAAAUACGAACAUUA
This is a messenger RNA of Anneissia japonica, 3643 nucleotides long. RefSeq lists its product as uncharacterized. Bases 120 to 2576 code for a protein of 818 amino acids. Lineage: Eukaryota; Metazoa; Echinodermata; Crinoidea; Comatulida; Comatulidae. The record is from RefSeq and is a predicted model, not a curated record. The transcript has 14 exons.